AUGGAGCCUGAAAAAUCCCUUGCAUCGUCGCCGGAAAAUGACGACGACGACGACCGAUCAACGGCCGGCAGCGCCACCGGAGUCGGGAGAUCCUACGAGUGCAAUUUCUGUAAACGCGGAUUUACCAACGCGCAAGCACUCGGAGGGCAUAUGAACAUUCAUCGGAAAGAUAAGGGCAAGGGCAAGAUCAAAAUCAAGUCGAAAAAUAAUAUUGAAUAUGAUCGCGACAAUCGAGAUCACCACUCCGGUGAGUCGAAUUAUGGGAGUUUAAGGUUCUUUCCGGCCGAGAUUUCUUCGAUUGGCGAUGAGAAUCGAUUGAGUUAUUACAAACUUGGAGGUGGAAGACAGGUGGAGUAUCAAAUCUACUUGCCAUUGCAGCCAAACCCUAAUUCCCGAAUUCGACAUUUUAGCAUGAUGUCCGAAGGGGCUUUGGAUAGGUUUCGAGAUGGAAAUGAAGGUAAGAAUUUCGAGAAGACCGACGUUGAUUUAGAGCUUCGCCUCGGCCGUGAUUGUCCACAAUGA
Molecule: messenger RNA, 522 nt
Organism: Andrographis paniculata
Lineage: Eukaryota; Viridiplantae; Streptophyta; Magnoliopsida; Lamiales; Acanthaceae
Product: transcriptional regulator TAC1-like
Exons: 1
Coding region: 1-522 (173 amino acids)
Source: RefSeq, a predicted model, not a curated record